This is a messenger RNA of Rosa chinensis, 879 nucleotides long. RefSeq lists its product as uncharacterized. NCBI's taxonomy places the organism in Eukaryota, Viridiplantae, Streptophyta, Magnoliopsida, Rosales, Rosaceae. The coding region runs from base 137 to 775 and encodes 212 amino acids. The record is from RefSeq and is a predicted model, not a curated record. The transcript is spliced from 6 exons.
UAUGCUCAAUAACCAACCUCAUUCCCGCCGCUUCUCAUACACGCGCGAGUUGGCUCACGCUCAACUACUCCCUCUGUCCGUUAUACCUCAGUACCGCCAUUGAAACGCUGCGUUUUGCUCGUUGGAACCGCCAACUAUGGGUGCCACAGAAUCCUCACUCUCGAGCUCACAGAGGCGGCCGGGCGAUGAAAUCACGACGGUGUCUGAGCGAUCGGAGGUGGCCGAUCCUAUAUUAGAGAGGCUCAGGUCCCUAAGAAUUUCGACGCCAUUACUGACUUCACCCCCAAGUGAGGGUAGCUUGACUGACAUUUUAGUGAGGAAACCUUCGUCUUCUUCAGCUCCCAGUAUUGUGGAUCCGAAAGUGUUACUGGAACUCUUCUCGAUGUACCGUGAGUGGCAGGAGGAGAAUGUCAAAAAGCUGAGCCAAAAACAGGAAGAGAUAGAGAACAAGAUAGAAAUUGCGGACGCGUUGUCUGUUAAACUUAAGCAACGUUUUAAUUAUUCAGUGACAGCAAUGAAGACAUCCUCGCAACAUUUAUGUGGAGUUCAUGCACUGCAGGUAGAGAUUGGGGAACUUAAAGGAAGGUUGACGGAGGUUAUUAGCAACUGUGAUGCAGUGUGCAAGAGAAUAUCCGCAGAAGGACCAGAGUCUCUUCGGUCAUCUGUCAAGCCUUUGGUUAUCUGCACUGCACACCAAGAACACCAAUCUGCCUCGUCUGAUCUACAAAUAGAUCCAACCCCAAGUCUACCUUCUACAGAAACCAAGUUAGACUGAUUCUGUUUUCAUUCUUUCUUGUACAAAUACUUUGUAGAGCUUGUGAUUCUAGUGACAUCAUAUUAUUGCUGUUAAUCGAAAAAAUAUUCAUCGUUGAUUACCAA